This is a messenger RNA of Brachypodium distachyon (stiff brome), 1351 nucleotides long. Its product is annotated as 5-formyltetrahydrofolate cyclo-ligase, mitochondrial. The record is from RefSeq and is a predicted model, not a curated record. Gene Ontology annotation, molecular function: 5-formyltetrahydrofolate cyclo-ligase activity. The transcript has 9 exons. Gene Ontology annotation, biological process: folic acid-containing compound biosynthetic process; tetrahydrofolate interconversion. NCBI's taxonomy places the organism in Eukaryota, Viridiplantae, Streptophyta, Magnoliopsida, Poales, Poaceae. Gene Ontology annotation, cellular component: mitochondrion. The coding region runs from base 85 to 1089 and encodes 334 amino acids.
AAAAAAAAUUCUCUCUACAGCACCGCGGCAGCGAGGGAGAGAUGGCCGCGCGAUGAGCGUGGGACACGGCGGCACGAGGCGGGGAUGAUAAAAUAUGCGGCGUCCUCGCUGAUGGUGCGCCUCCUCCUCCACCUGCCCCGUGCUCCCCCCACCUACCGCCCCCUCCUCCUGCCGCUCCACCCCGCACGGCUACGAGCGGCCGCAUCGGCGUCGUUCCCCCUCGCCGCCAUGUCGACGACGGCGCAGGCGGUCGCCGACGAGAAGCGCGCUGUACGCUCCGAGGUGCGCAGAGCGCUCAAGGCCCUCUCCCCCGACCAACGCGCCAGCGAAGACCUGGCUAUUCAAAGCAAUAUUUUGAACUCUUCUUGGUUUAAAGCGAGCAAACGGCUGUGUGCCUAUAUUAGUUGUGCACAGUUGCGAGAAGUUGAUACAUCAAAAAUACUAGCAGAAGUUCUAUCCCAAAAUUCUGAACAUGAUGGACAAGCAAAGGAUAUCUAUGUUCCUCGAGUGGAAGAUAAAAAUCGGAAUAUGAGGAUGUUUAAAAUCACUACCAUGGAUGAUUUAGUUAAAAAUUCAAUGAACAUUCUGGAACCAUCACCACUGGAUGCUAGUGGAAAUGCUCGUGAAGAUGUGUUGUCAGCCUCUUCCCCUAUUGAUCUUUUUCUGUUGCCUGGACAAGCUUUUGACAGAACUGGCCGAAGACUAGGACGUGGUGGAGGGUACUAUGACACAUUCCUGAUGAGAUAUCAAGAACUUGCUAAAGAGAACGGGUGGAGUCAGCCUCUUCUUGACUGUGUUGGAGUAGGAGUAAGAGUAGGACCAAAGUGGGCCGUUUUGAAGCAGAAGGACCAAAGUGAGAUCAUGAUGAGAGAGAGGUACAGGCCCUCGGGUGCAACCAGGGGAGAAUUGCAACUGUCAAUCCAGGCUACGCUAGCAUACCCUGUUUUAGUUGCACUUUCAUAUUCGGUGCAAAUUCUGGAGGAAGGCGUCAUCCCAGUCAAUUCAACAGAUGUUCCUAUUGAUGCUCUGGUCACAUCCUCUGGCGUUAUUCCAAUCAGUCCUGCGGCAUUGGAGAGGUUACGAAGCUGAUUGGUUUCCCGGUUCUCCCGAUGCCUUCAGUCCUGACAGCAGACGACACUUUCCUGAUCUCUGCCAGGAAUUUGUGUAUUUGUUUCCUGAUCAAGCGAACUUGGUUAGAUAUUGCGUUUUGCCGCAUUAGCCGCCCUUGAGGUGAGACUUGUGAUCAAAUUCAAUUGCCAAUGAGCAUGCAUGUUGUAUUAAGAAUUCAAUUGAGCCCUCAUGCACCUGAGCACUGCACUUUCCAUGUUUUGCGAGCUUUUUUCACCCGAAA